This is a messenger RNA of Triplophysa rosa, 8754 nucleotides long. It is a transcript of the gene igdcc3, whose product is annotated as immunoglobulin superfamily, DCC subclass, member 3. Gene Ontology annotation, cellular component: axon; plasma membrane. Bases 231 to 2555 code for a protein of 774 amino acids. The transcript has 14 exons. Gene Ontology annotation, molecular function: protein binding. Gene Ontology annotation, biological process: cell-cell adhesion; axon guidance. The record is from RefSeq and is a predicted model, not a curated record. NCBI's taxonomy places the organism in Eukaryota, Metazoa, Chordata, Actinopteri, Cypriniformes, Nemacheilidae.
GAACGCAUUGCAAAGCGUGCGCUGGUCUCGAGGAGUAGAGACGGAGCAGAGCGCGAGAUGCUUCUGACACAUUCCUGAAAGAUGUGCAAAAUGGCGCAAGUGUGCCGGAGUCCAGAAAGCCAGCGACUGUAGUUUGGAUAGAGAGGAGCAGACCGCUGCUUUCCCGUCUUGUUUUAGCUGUCGUCUUACCUUGCUUUUUAUGUGUCUCGUCUAAAUUUCAAUUUAAUUAAAUGGCUUCCCGAAAGUGGUUCCCGCAAGCUACGCGUUUAUUUGGAAUACUCCUGCUCGCUUUUGUCGGUGUGACAUCAGGGGCCGAGCUGUCAUUCACUCUGGAACCCAGUGACAUCAUCGCCGUGCAGGAACAACCUCUCAUGCUACACUGCCAGGUGGAGGGAAUUCCACCCAUCACCACUCAGUGGAGGCACAACGGUGUGCAGAUUUUGGAGGACCAGAACUACGUCAUGUUUUCUAACGGUUCGCUUCUGAUUGGUCACUUCCAGAAGACCAAGUCUGAAGGCACGUCCGAUGAGGGAGAUUAUGAGUGCAUGGCCCAGAAUUUCUUCGGGUUGGUCUUGAGCCGCAAAGCCAGGGUGCAAGCUUCUACAAUGGCAGAUUUUCACAUACAGCCACGUUCAGUGCGUGCAGAGCUGGGAGGCGUUGGCCGAUUUCAGUGCCAAAUCAAUGGGCUGCCUGAGCCAGUCAUCAGCUGGGAAAAAGACAGCCGAGCCGUGGACACUUCUGAUGACAGAUAUACUUUGCUGCCCACGGGCGUGUUGCAGAUAACAGGUGUACGCCCCGAGGACAGUGGAGUUUACUGCUGUGUGGCCCACAACAGUGCUGGUGUCAAACACAGCGCAGGAGCACAGCUCACAGUCUCAGGCUCUGAGUCAUCUGUUUACAAAGAACCCAUGAUCCUCGUGGGUCCUGAAAACCUGACCCUCACUGUUCACCAGACCGCCAUCUUGGAGUGCGUCGCCACGGGUUACCCUCGCCCAAUUGUUUCAUGGAGCAGACUAGAUGGCCGUCCAAUAGGAGUUGAGGGUAUCCAGGUGCUGGGAACAGGAAACCUGAUGAUCUCUGAUGUCAGAGUUAAGCAUUCUGGUGUCUAUGUCUGUGCGGCCAACAAACCAGGAACCCGCGUGCGCAGAACUGCUCAGGGACGUCUAGUUGUGCAAGCCCCAGCAGAGUUUGUUCAGGCCCCUCAGUCUAUUGCUCGACCGGUGGGGACAACUGCCAUCUUCACAUGUCUAACCCAGGGCGAGCCUGUCCCCCAGAUCACCUGGCUAAAAAAUGGACAAGUCCUAGAGCCUGACGGCCAUAUCAAACUCAGGAAUAACAACAGUUCUCUGACCAUCUAUGGUGUAACCCCGGAGGAUGAGGCAAUAUAUCAAUGCAUUGCAGAGAACAGCGCAGGCUCCACACAAGCCAGCGCUCGUUUGACCGUGCUGUGGGCGGACGGGUUGCCGGGUGUGCCCACCGAGGUACAUGCAGACGCCCUUUCCCCAACCUCCAUUCAGGUGUCCUGGAAGGAGCCCACCCAAAACACUCAGGACAUUAUUGGAUAUGUGCUUCAUAUCCGCAAGACAGCUGACCCGAUGGAGAUGGAGUACCAGGAGGCUGUGAGUAAAACCACCCUGCAGCAGGUGAUCGGAGAUCUGGAACCUUCCACCAGCUACAGCUUCUAUGUGAAAGCUUACACGUCCCGUGGAGCCAGCAAAGCCUCUGAGAGCGCUGUGGAGAGCACCCUGGGAGAAGUUCCUGCCCCCCCGGUGCUGUUCACGAAGGUGAUUAAUUCUACGGUGGUUCAGGCCACAUGGGAGCCCUCCGCUAAGAUGGGCCAGCAGGAAGGAUUCAUCCUCUACUACCGUAAGGUCCCCGUUCCCCUCUUCACGGGACCACUGACCUUUCCACGGAACGUGACUCAAUACAACAUUACUCAGCUGGACCCAACAUUUAUUUAUGAAAUUAAGAUUCUUGCUUUCAACCAGCAUGGAAAGGGCAAUGCCACUUUGCGUUUCGUGUCUCUCAAGGAGUCGAUGGAGAAAUCAGUGCUGAAUACUCCUUGUGACUGUGUAAAAGACGAACAGAGUAAGAGCUCCACCACGGGCAUCAUCAUCGGCAUCCACAUCGGAGUAACCUGCAUUAUCUUCUGUCUCCUCUUUCUCAUGUUCAGCUACAGAGGAAGGUUGAUGAUGUGUAAAACUGUUCAGGCCACCAGACAGGUCGGCCGUAACCCAGCAGCGGGAGCCGUGCCGGAGUCCUCCUCCUCCUCACAGGGAGCUCUGGCCCUGAACGGCCCCCACAGGUUCAGCGCAGAGGGGAAUGGAGGACCUCACACGGCGAAGAAUUGCACCGACUCCAAUGAGAUGGAGAGGCUCUUUCCAGGUCCGUCCCACUUCUCCCAUCCACCUGACGCCACCCACACGAUUGAGAGCUCUCUGGUGUCCUGUUCAUUCAAUGAUACUCAGAUGUCCACGCUUCCCCUGGAUGACUUAAGCCUCAUAGAGGAGUGUGAGGUGCAGUUCCAGCAGCGUCCAGCAGAGGAGGAAGGCUGAUGAAGAAACUUCCUCUAUCCUCCACUAAGACUCCUGUCCAACUCAGGUCAACUGAAGUAUUCACCUUUUUUAUUUCUGUGCAAAGAUUAUAUUAUUUGUAUAUUACGUUCCCUUUGCGGGAAUCACUGGACAGUAUAAUGCUGGGGUCCAUCUGUCCUCCUAGUGGGUGAAGGAAAGUUAUUAUUCCUCAUGGGUAGGUAAACGAAAUAACACGUUCUUGUAGUCCCGUUUGGCAGUGUGCAGAAACUUUCAGUCCGAGAUUUUAACCACGUUUCAGUUUUUUAACACGUUCAAUGACCUGCUGCCUGCUAUCAGCCUACCAAUGGUUUCGGAGACAGAGACCACCUUCCAGGGAUUAUUCUCAGGAUUUUUGUUUUCAGUGAUAUCAAUGUUUUUUUAUUAGGUUUUAGCCUUCAUAAAGACUUUAGAGUUGGCUAUGUGAACCUUAGGACUUGUGACAAAAAACCCUACCUCAGCUGGAAUGAAUGUGUUUUAGGAAGUCUCUGAGAUCUGUAUCUUGCUGUCUGUUCUGUUUCUACACAUCAAGCGUUCAGUCGAAAAGAAAAAGGGGCUUCUCUACCUCAGAUUUCAAGGACUGCCGCUCUCCUGCUCGCUGCGGGCAAACCACGAAAGAAAAUCUAACAUAUAGCACUUCCAAAUGUUAAAGUCAAUGUUCUACCUCAAAAUAACUUAGUUGUUUUUGUCAUUGUGGUUCUUCUUUCAAAUUGAAACGGAGCUUCUGUUCGUGAGAUCCUGGCUUCACCAUGUUGAUCAAUUGCUGUGUUUUGAUAUGUCAGAACCUCAUGCCAAUUGACAAAUGACAUUGUUGUAUGAAUUUUGCUUGUAAAGAUGUCCUAGUAUUCACGUUGGAUUGUAUUUUGUUCCUUUUGUUUGUUCCUGAACAGAGUGUUUUUAUUUUAAUUGUAGUCGACUUGGAAAGACUUUAUAAGAAAAACUGCACUGUUAUGACUUCAGGAUAAAAUUGCCGCUCUCAGAAACAACUUGUUAAAGUUGCGAGAAGACAGGUAACCAUGCUGGACAAAGCUAUACAAAUGAUGUCCAUGGGUAUUUGAAUGGUUCGGUUUCACGUGUUUGCAUGUUUUGUGAAACAAACGAAUAAGCGUGCAAAUAUACUCAUAUAUAAAACAUUCUGUUCAGAUUUAAGCACAUAUGCUGUUUCUGUGGAUGCUGAUAUAUUAGUCAACUUAAUCGUUGCCGGUCUGGGAUACUCAGUCACUGUUGAUACACAUAUCGCACAUUUUGAUAUAUCAUCAAAGUUGUAACUGCAGAAGUUGUGAUUUGAACUCUCCAGCAACUUUAGAAACGAAACAAUGCGGUCUGAUGUGAUGCACCUGCUGCAUGUUAUGAAUUGAACAAAACAGCCGAACAUAGAAGCAUCACUAUGGAAAGACUGAGCAUUCUGGUAUUCUUCGACCUACAUUCCUUUAGGAGCCAAAGUCAGACACUGAAGACUCUUAAGGCGUCUGUGUGGAGUUGUACAUCACACACAUACAUCGCAUACCCCUCCUUCCCAUGUUUUAGUGCCACGCUGAUCAGGGAGCACAAAGUGCAUCGGUCAUAUUGUGCUGUAUGCACCUAACCACACAUUCAUCAGUUAGCAGAAUACAAGUAAAGGAUGAUUUCUGAGCUGGUCUGCUCGUCUCCUCACGUGUCACAGUGUCUGGCCUGCUUUUGAACCACCUUUCAAUUGGUGUUCACUGUGUGCUCAGCCACUCAAUCCAAGACCAGCUGUUUCAAAUACCAGCAAGAUUUUCUGUCUCCUCUGAUGUCCCAGAUGGUGCAUAUAUAUUUUCUUAGUAACCUACCUCAACACAGCAGCCAUGCUCUCAGGUCACUCCUGCUCUUAUGGGGAGAUGGUAUUUUUUGUAUAGUACAGACACAUAUACACGCGCACACAUAAUGUACAUACACACAUCAGUAGAGAACAUCUCUCAGUAAGAUAAAAGCAGAAAUGCAUUCGUUUUUCAUACUCUUCGCUUUUAUGAUGUGAUUUGUUUUAGUCACCUGCGUUGUGUUUCUGUAUUAGAUUGUCUUAUUGAGUUUAAUCCACCUUGAUCAGAUGUGUGAGACUUGUGUCUGACUUCAACAUCAGUACCCGAAUCCAUAUUCUGUAUUUGCCACCAUAAAAAUGUACAGUAUAUGAUCGCCAUUAUUGUGAGUGUUUGUGUGGAUGAUGAGUCACAUUUGCAUAUUUCAUAAUGCCCAGAAAUUCUACAAUCAAUCCUUUUUUAAGGAAUUGACAAAGUAAGGCUAGAUAAUCAAGCGGUUGUUCAUAUACAACAUGUUCCUGUAACUACCAGAUCCCAUCAGAAGUGCACAGUAUAUUACAGUGUAGAAAUGUCUCGAACAAUGUGCUGUAUAUUUAUUGUACCGAAUGCAUACCGUAGAUGCUUCUGUGUUGUCUGUAUACAGAUACGUGCUCAACUCUUUGGCUGUGUUUAAUAGAAGUAAUUGAACAACGGAAGGUAUGUGUUACGCCGUGCUGUUGAAGUUUCUAUGAAAUAUCUAUUGUACAGUUUUUGUGCGCUCGACAUUCUUGUAAUAUGAAUAUUAUAAGAAGAACUGGGUUGUGUAAUGCAAUACAAUUGUCAAUGCUGUUACAAAAAUGUCAUCCGCAGGUUAAUGCACUUGUUGUUUUCUGGUGGAUUUGGCUUUUAUGGCGGUGUGUUGUUUGUUUCUGAAGAGGCACUUCGGCACAAUUCAAUGUUGUGUUUGAAAACAGUGUUUUGUCAGGCUUAAGUAGAAAAACACUUGUACGGAAUGUAUUAGAUGCCAAAAUGUGGAAAUCUGUGUUUUAUGACAAAUUGGUUGGUUUGUAUUAGGGUAGCCCUGUUUGGCCAUAAACAGCUGUUAAUUUCAGCUGUGAUUUGUGUUUAUCAAAUAUCAGAUCUAUCAGUCACCUUACACAUUACAUUUGUCCAAUUUGAUUUCUCUCUGUUUUCCAAAGAAAAACUAUUCUCUAGUGAGACUCCUGAACUUCCAUGUGUCUCUUACUCUGUGACACAUUCCUGCCCCUUUAAAGGGAGAUUCAGCACUUAAAAACGGUUUCGCAUGCAUGGACCAUGUGAGGAUAACCAUCAUCAUAAAAAGUUACUGUGAUAAAGCAUGAGGUCCCCAUGCAGGCUCUCUGCUCGCAACACUUGUUUCUCUUUGUUUACUUCGAUAUUUAGUGCAGUUUUUAGUUUGGAUCGUGGAAAGAACAAAAACCUCACACACACACGCAUACACACACGCGUUCGCUGUCGCAUCCCUGUAAAGAAAGACAUGUUUGUGUCAGCAUUAGUCCUGCAUCCCAGCUUUCCCCAGGGAGACUCGGUGCUGAAGCAUUAACAUGUAGCAGCCCCGGCUCCCAGCAACGCUAUGGCAACACGGACCUAUUCAGAGCAGCAGAAAGUUCAAACUUUGAAUGUGUAAAACAAACACGGUUUUGUGUGACAUAAUAUGCACCAGUUUUAGUCUGUUAAGCCCCUUUCAGGACAGGGAUUAAACGGGUGAGCGUUUAUAUCCUUCGCUAGGAGGUGAAGCUACAGCAGAAUGUGUUUCACAAGUUAACGCACACACACACAAUGGCUUAAAACAGUUUGAUGCUUUUCUAGUACAGUCUACCUUGCUCACAAAUGUCAAGUCCGAUGGCUCAGCUUACACAGCACAAGCGACUGAAUAGAUGAAUUCUUGAAUACUGUCAAGAACAUGAUUCUACUUAUUGUACUGUGAAGAAUGAGAUUUUGUUUAAAGGCAUAGAUCACCCAAAAAUGAAAAUUCUGUCUCACCCUCUCACCCUCAAGUUGUUUCAAUCCUGGAUGAAUUUCUUGGUUCUACUGAGCUGAAAGAAAGAUAUUUGGAAGAAUGUUUGUACUAUGAUAGUCUGUGGUGCCCCAGAACUGUUUGGUUUUCCAUAUGCUUCAAAAUAUCUUCUUUUGUAUUCAACAGAACAAAGAAAUGUAUAACUUGAGGAUGAGUAAAUGAUGACAGAAUUUUCAUUUUUGGGUGAACAGUCCCUGUUUAAAGGACUAUUAAGAUAUUUUGUAUUGUGGCAUUUACAGUAAAAUCUAACAGAAAGCACUAAAUUACAGGGAAUGUUUUAGUAAUGACAAUUUAUAGGGGAUUCGCUUAACUGUUGCAAAAGGAAUGUCAUACAAAAAUAAAAUUGACUGGUCCUAAAAGUCAUUUCGCAGAAAAAUGUUUUCAUGACAUUCACCGUGUGAAAAUCUGGUGCUAUGUUGAAAAAUAAAAUUGCUUUCAUUAAAAAUAUUCCUUUGUUAUUUUCACCUUAAGUUGUAGGGCUGGAUCUCUGGCAUGCUGUCAAAUACAAAAAAAACUUGAGAGGCUAGCAGGCUGGAUGGGGUUUUAACAAAAACACCUAAAUAUAAAUGUUUGUUGUUGUCUAAAUCAUGUAUUAAAGGUGUGACUAUUUAUCAUGUAAUUCCUAUGGGGAGAGAACACUAUUGUAAACAGUCCUGUAUGUGAAUUGAGGAUGAAUUGUUACAUCAUGUCCCUUCCUGGUAUCCUUAUACACAAAGUAACUUGGUUAUAAUUGAAAGAUUCUGACAUUGCAAAGAGAUUUUAUGAGACAACAGGUGCAGACCAUAUGUGACCCUGAAUCACAAAACCAGUCUUAAGUAGCACGGGAACAUUUUUAGUAAAAGACAAAAAUACAUUGUGUGGGUCAAAAUUAUCGAUUUUUCUUUUAUGCCAAAAAUCAUUAGGAUAUUAAGUAAAGAUCAUGUUCCAUGAAGAUAUUUUGUAAAUGUCCUACCUUAAUUAUAUAAAAACUUUAUUUUUGUGAGUGGAUGGUCUGCCAGAUAUUGUCCUAUUCUAACAACACAUAUAUCUAUAGAAAGUUUAUUUAUUCAGCUUUCAGAUUAUGUAAAAAUCUCAAUUUUGAAAAAUUGACCCAUAAGACUGGUUUUGUUGUCCAGGGUCACAUAUGCUAUGAAUAAUCUCUUGAAGUGAACAUUUUAAGAUUUAAAUCUUUAUUUACAUUGCUGCAUGCUGACCUGCUGACCUGCUUAGCUUCCAUAGUGUAUUACUGUACAUUUGUUGGUUUUAACAAGCAAAGAGAAUUUGUCGUGUUUGGUAAAUGACAGCAUGACAAAGAUACAAUCCGUAGCGCUUAAGGUGAAAAAGCCUUGAAUGUUUGUCAGUUGUUUCAAUUACAUUGAUAAAAACAUAUAUUUCAAAACACGUUGUAUUAGCGUCAGUUAGGAAGCACAAUAUGUUAAAAAGCCUUGACUGGCGUUAACCAUUUCUGGAUUGAAGUCUUUGUUCUGUCUGAUUUGAACCCUAAACUGUGUAUCACAGCUUUUACUUUUGUUAACUGUACUGACUGUCACUUCUGUAAAACUGUGUUCAUGACUAAAGCACUUGUCAUACAAAAUAUUGUUUCAUUUCCUUACUAUAUGGUGCUAUUUCUGUCACGUCUGUGUACUAUGAGCGACUGUAUGUGCACCUUGUUCUUACCUUUGUAUAUUCAACACCUCUUCUGCCCACUCACCUCCAGUUAUAUUGCAUCUGAAUUGAAAAGUUUUACUUUUUUUUUCAAGAACUUCAAAGACUCACUGUCAAAAUGUUUCAUAUUCAUUUUUGAAAAUGUGGGAAAUGAUGCAUUAAUCUUUCAUUUUGCAAACUGCAUUUGUGUACAGCUAUUUAAUAACUGUGUAUUAUGGAAAUAUGUCACACUUACAGUAUCACACAUUGUUUAAAGUCUGCUGUACAAACGUUAAUUCUGAAGCACAGCAGGGGUGCUCGGGGAAAACUCAAGCCCUCGCUGUUAUGCUGCAUGUUAUGGUCAGCAGCACUGUUUCACCAUCCAGCCAGCCUCUGCCCCUCACAGAAGACAUUUUUAGAGAAAGUGACGAUAGCACAAUAGUUUACACCUCACACACAGCUGCCGGUGUGUGAGGUGUGUUCCCUCUUCACCUGCUCUCUGUAAUGCAGGUCCCCGUAAAAACGAUGUUUCUCACAGCAUUUGUCAAAGAACAAAUGAUUAUUGUUUGUCUUUUCCAAAUCUGACGUCUGUACCCCGUUUGACCACAGCUGGUCACUGUUGUGUAUGUACAUAUAUGCAUAUAUUUGAAUGUGUAUAUGUAUAUUUAUAUAAAGAAAGAAUAAUAGACCGUUUUUAGUGGUUUGUAUUGUUUGAAGGUUCAUUGUGAAACACUGAGUAAAUAAAGUCAAU